Molecule: messenger RNA, 1116 nt
Organism: Salvelinus namaycush (lake trout)
Lineage: Eukaryota; Metazoa; Chordata; Actinopteri; Salmoniformes; Salmonidae
Product: PEST proteolytic signal-containing nuclear protein-like
Exons: 5
Coding region: 36-551 (171 amino acids)
Biological process (GO): proteasome-mediated ubiquitin-dependent protein catabolic process; protein ubiquitination
Cellular component (GO): nucleus
Source: RefSeq, a predicted model, not a curated record
CCAGCCCGUUCGCUUCUUCCAUCGUCACCGAUGUUAUGGCGGACUACAACAAGCACAGCAGCAAGCGGCUCUCCGAUGAUGGAGCAGGACCGGAGGAGAAGGAAGCCAGUGUGAAAACUAAGACUGUCUCUUCCAGCACUGGAGGAGGGGGGAAACGCUCGGCCCAGGAGGUCAGCCCUGGCCCGGGGAAGGAGUCCACCUCGAGCCACCCGGUACCCCCAGCCCCCAAAGUCUCCAAGAUAGGGUUUGGUCUGAUCAGCCAGCCUAUAAAGAAGCCUGCGCCCAUCUCCAUCAAGCUGGGUGCUAGUAAACCCAAAGAGCCUGUACCUGUACCUGCCAAGAAACCAGCUCUGGCCUCGGUUUUCAAUGUCGACUCUGAUGAUAGUGAAGAGGAGAUGCCUGCAGAAGCCAAGAUGAGGAUGAAGAACAUUGGCAGGGAGACGCCCACGUCAGCAGGCCCCAACUCCUUCAACAAGGGGAAGCAGGGAUUCUCCGACCACCAGAAGCUCUGGGAGAGGAAGCUCAAGUCUCAGACGGACACUGACCAAUAGGGCUCCACCUCAUUGGUUAUUAGUCACAGUAGGACCAGUGGGGCUCGGCCUUACUGGGUUGCUAAUGACAACAGUCAAACUGCACACCGUGUUUACUUCUGUGUGGAAUGUUGUCACCUUGAUUGAGUGUGCUUUUUCUCUUCCUUUGACUGUUGACGACGGUGUAAAAACAAUGUACAUACUGCUAUGUAAUGAUGGUGAGACAUUCGUGCUAUCAAGCAUAUUUUUUGUUUUGUUUUAAACGUGUGUGUGUGUGUGUGCGUGUGUUAUAUAGCGGACUGGAGUGGGUGUAGUUAAGAGCAAUGAGGACACGUUUUGGGAAAGGGAACUUCAAGACAACUUAAUAAUAGUUUCUGACUCAUCUAGGAUAUAUCACUACUUUUUAACUGUCCUAACAGGGUUUUCAACCCUGGCCUUUCCCUCAUGUAUGCACUGUCUGUCAUGCCUUCACAGAGUGAUCACAGACAGGAACCAUUUCUCCCGUGCCUGAGGUUGACAUGUAGAAAUAUUCAUAUUAGGACAAUAAACUUACAUUCAAUUCCAAAAUUAAAUGUAUUUUUUAAUG